CAUUAGAGAGUUCUCUCAUGGGAGACAAAUCUUACGCUUAGACCUCGUCCAUAGCAAAGUCAUUCUAGUUCGCUCCGACUUGUGAUCUACAAUUACACAAUGCCAAAGUAUGGCCCUGAUGAACAGGAAGAUGAUGGAAAGCCCAAGCCUGCCUGUGUAGGAUUGAGAGAGGAUCUUCGGGAGUGUUUGCUGAAAAGUGACUGUGUUAGGAAAAAUGGAAAAACACCGAAAGAAUGCUUACGGCUAGGAAAUGACCCAAGUAUUCCAUCUGAAUGCCAGAGCUUAAGGACAGCUUUCUUUGAAUGCAAGAGGUCACUUCUGGACAUGCGACAAAGAUUUCGAGGAAGAAGGGGAUAUUGACUGUAUUGUGAUGUUAGUUUGCAGUGUGUAGGCUGUAAAUGUUAUCUUCAUUAUUCUAUAACAUUUUUCUGCAGCAUGUACAAUAAUAAAAGACAUGUUUUUAUAUUUUGUUGUGGAAAUGUAGCUGAGAGUUUGCAGAUAUUGUCAUUAGAAUUUAAAAUGAAAAAGAAUUCAUGGUAAUGCUGGCAGUAUGUAUGCCAAUAGUUACAAUAUGUAUUAAUUUGAUGUGAUAAAUAAAAAACAGAGUUGUAACUACCAUGGUGAAAAAUGUAUCCAGAUGUCUGCAUAGAUGCAGGUAAAAGCUUGUGUAUGCUCAUGUAUUUUUCAUAAUUGUAGGUCAUCGAUUAACUGAAUCAGUUUCUCAGUGGAGGAAACUAAACGGUGUUUAUUAGAUGAUUUUGCAUGUACUUUUAUUACCAGAGCACCAGUAAUCUGCCUUUGUACUUCCACUUUCAAUUCAAGAGAUCAUGCACCAAGAUGUGUUUCAAGGUCAUGUACAAUUGUCUUUUCAAAAUGAAACUGAUAAUAAAGUCGAAUUGUCAGAUGUGUUGCUGCAAAGAUCUAUUUUAUUGCUACUUUAAAUGACUUGCAAUUGUUAAAAA
This is a messenger RNA of Pomacea canaliculata, 962 nucleotides long. RefSeq names its product cytochrome c oxidase assembly factor 5-like. The coding region runs from base 100 to 360 and encodes 86 amino acids. Gene Ontology annotation, cellular component: mitochondrion. Lineage: Eukaryota; Metazoa; Mollusca; Gastropoda; Architaenioglossa; Ampullariidae. The transcript has 4 exons. The record is from RefSeq and is a predicted model, not a curated record. Gene Ontology annotation, biological process: mitochondrial respiratory chain complex IV assembly.